Molecule: messenger RNA, 2000 nt
Organism: Austrofundulus limnaeus
Lineage: Eukaryota; Metazoa; Chordata; Actinopteri; Cyprinodontiformes; Rivulidae
Gene: pigw
Product: phosphatidylinositol glycan anchor biosynthesis, class W
Exons: 2
Coding region: 195-1682 (495 amino acids)
Biological process (GO): GPI anchor biosynthetic process; protein localization to plasma membrane
Cellular component (GO): endoplasmic reticulum; membrane
Molecular function (GO): glucosaminyl-phosphatidylinositol O-acyltransferase activity
Source: RefSeq, a predicted model, not a curated record
UCCGAGCUGUUCUGAAUACGCCUUGAAACCCGGAAGUGUUCGAAUCAGCAGCUUCCAGCAGCAGAGCAAUGCUGCAGAGCAGGUUGUCAACUUGUAUYUCAUCACAAUCGAAGAAGAAACCUGUAGGUACGGCUGAAUAGACUGAUUACUUUGGUAACUUUAUCAAACGACGUACUGCACGUCUGUUCACGGCUAUGGAUCAAAAGGACCUCAAGGAAGCAUUUGUCAGUAAUCUCAAUGGGACCAGUUUAAUGGAGGUGGCGCUGGGAUCAUUUCUCUCYCCAGUUUGCUUCAUGAACAGAGGGCUCAUCUUUAUACUCUGCCAGCAGRUUAAAGGAAGUCUGCCUCUGCCUUUUCCAAUGACUUCCCACCUGYUGCUUGACUUCUGCGUGCUGAUCCUUCCCCUGGUCCUGUCAUGUACCAUUCUGAGCAGCGUUCUUCUCCAGGUCGCCGUCAGCCUGACCUUUGCUUCGGCUUCUAUGUUUCUCUACAUCUAUCGAAGCAGCUUCCACGCUCAGCAUUCGCAGACGUCUGUCAGCGGUUUCCUGCAGAGUCACACUCAGUCCGACCAGGUCCCGUUUGUGACUCUCUUCAGGGUGUUUGUGAACGUGAAAACAGCCAUCAGCAUCCUUGCAGUGGACUUUGCCGUCUUUCCRAGGCGCUACGCUAAAACAGAAACCUACGGCACGGGGGUUAUGGACUUUGGAGUUGGAGGGUUUGUGUUUGCGAACGCCCUUGUGUGUCCAGAGGCGAGGAGGAAGAACAUCUCAGGGUCCAAGAUGAGUUAUUUCACAAAGCAGGUCGUCUCUGUCUGGCCUCUGCUGGCUCUAGGCGCGGGACGGUUAGUGAGCGUCAAAAUGACCGGCUAUCACGAACAUGUGACGGAGUACGGCGUCCACUGGAAUUUCUUCUUCACUUUAGCCGUCGUCAGAAUUCUGGCUUCUGGUCUUUUGACUGUUUUACCUGCCAGGCACUUGUGGGUCUUCGCUCUUCUGAUCAGCGGGCUUUAUCAGUUUAUUCUGGAGACGUCCGAGCUGAAAGCUUUCAUCCUGCGCAACGAUGACAGAGAGAAGGGCUUUGUGCACGCUAACAAGGAGGGCAUAUUCUCUCUAGUAGGCUACGUCUCCAUCUAUCUAACAGGAGUUCAGAUCGGACUCUACGUGAUGCAGCCCAGAUCUCGAGUUGGAGAGUGGCUCAAAGUGCUUUCGUGCUUCUUCUUGGGAAGUCUCGUCUUGUUCGCCGCCUUGUGCGCGUGCCAGACUCUCGUGGAGCCCGUGUCUCGCCGCUCCGCCAAUUUUCCCUUUUUCCUCUGGAGCCUCGCUCAGUCUUUGUUUUUCAUGUCCUGCUUCGGGCUAGCGGACAUGCUUUUACUGUUCCUGAAAAGAGCGUCGGGUUGUCACGUUGUGCCUUCGUCACUGAACGUGUAUGACAAAGACGCUGACAAAUCCCUCGGCAGGAAGAGAGGGGAAAUGGAAAAGCUCUGCAUCGUUCAAGCCGUCAGCAGGAAUCAGUUGUUGUUUUUUUUGCUUUCAAACGUCAUGACAGGACUGACCAACUCCCUGGUGGACACACUCAGCUGCAGCAGUUUGUAUUCAGUGUGUGUUUUACUGCUCUACAUGUUUGUAAACUGCUCGGUGAUUUAUGUUUUACAUGUUUUUGGAGUUACAGUGAAAUUCUGGUAGAGGUUACAGCUGUCUGCUUACCAUUUGUUUUCUUUUUGUGGCCUGUAAAAACCAUCUGUUUGCUGAGGAUACUCCUUUUUAUUUGUGUUUGUUGGUUGUUGUUUUUUUAAAUAUAUUUUCUAACGCCAGUUUGUCUCUGAAAUAAUGGGGACUGGAACCACAAUUUUAUGUGAGCUGCAUUUGUUUUGUGCGUGUUUUAUUGUUUUUAAUUUAACUCAUAAAAUUGGUUCUGUUUUUUAGAAGUGGAUCAAGUCUACAAACACACAGUGAAAAUGUCUGAAUACUGCAGCAUUAAAAAUGUCUAUUUUAUUAACAAAA